UCCAGGAGCCAGCCCAAAAUAUCCUCAUUGAACGUCGCUCGUCAGGACCUGACGUGAACUCAGUUCCUACUCCCGAAGAGCAAGAAAACACGAUGCUCCAGGCUGCCUGGCUUGACCUCCAACUCAGCUAUGAUCUGACCUCGAUGGAUAUAGACAUCGACUUGGAGUGUCUUGGCAUACUGGAACAGCAGAUGUUCGAGCUCUCGUUGGCUGCAGGAGCUGCAGGAAAUGAACAAUGGGAAAAAGACGCUGGUGCACACCAAGACCGAUGGAAUCCCAGAAUUUGAAGGAGAAGUAGACGUGCGUCAUCAUCGCUUUCAUCGCGGAUCAGUCUGACAUGGUUCGACAAAAAAACCAAACCGCGGCCACGACCAAGGAAGAUACACAAGGCUUCAUAGGCUGGGGCCUCGUAGUAGUAGUUUGUACUCUUAAAGCACCGGUAUCCGUUUGCACAGGUUGCUGCAGAACGUGGUCGAGGAGAUGUGUGACAGGGAAGUCAGGCAAGGCAUGCAACCAGCAAAGACAGGUGUUGAAUGAUAGGCGGAGGCAUCGAGGC
This is a messenger RNA of Suillus clintonianus, 556 nucleotides long. RefSeq lists its product as uncharacterized. NCBI's taxonomy places the organism in Eukaryota, Fungi, Basidiomycota, Agaricomycetes, Boletales, Suillaceae. The transcript is spliced from 4 exons. The record is from RefSeq and is a predicted model, not a curated record. The annotation marks the transcript as partial.